This is a messenger RNA of Suillus discolor, 586 nucleotides long. RefSeq lists its product as uncharacterized. Bases 32 to 331 code for a protein of 99 amino acids. The record is from RefSeq and is a predicted model, not a curated record. The transcript has a single exon. NCBI's taxonomy places the organism in Eukaryota, Fungi, Basidiomycota, Agaricomycetes, Boletales, Suillaceae.
ACUACACAUAUCCUUCAAAAACAACGCGGCGAUGGCAUCAACAGCAGCGUGGCUUGCGCCUCCUUCAUGGAUAGAGCUUAUUGAAAAUCCGGUAUCCGGUGUUUGGUGGGUAAUUCUAAAUUCUUCACAAUCGAUCUGGCGUUCAUACGCAAUCCCAGACCGUUACAACCCAUCAAAUGUCAGUAUUCUCGAGGACUCUACCACCAGAUCCGCAAUGAGGAGUAAUGGCUGCCUUGCUAAUGCAACUGGACGACGAUGUAGGACCGUUCCUUUAGCCACCACAUUUUCCCAUUGUACAGCAGGUCAGUUUUUCGAAAAUCGUAAUAGAUAGUCAUACUUCAAUAUACAUUUAAAUGCUAGAAAAAAACAUCGAGAGCUAUCGACGACGAUGCGAGUGUGUUGUACCAAGAUCAUUGACAACACCGUUAUCUUCGAGUUCCCUAGUCCAACCCUAGAUUUAGAUGUCAACUUUGAGCGCCACACGCCGUGACACGCUCGCUAAUCACAAAGUCUGUUUCGCUUCUAUGUACUCUGUAGCACAAACAAAGAUAUCUGUUGCAGGGUGAAAUGAUGUUUGAAGUAUAUA